AUGGCACCUCCCGUGUCACGCAAGAGGAAGUCGGAGGAGAUGGAAGAGUCUCCACGCGCAGUCACUCCCGAAGGCAGCCCUGCACGCAAGAAGAUGAGAAUCACGCAGACGCAGAAGCAGGCCUUGAUCGAGAAUCUGCAGCUAGAAAUAACGGAACGAGCUCGACAAUUACGAGCAGGAUACGCUCUCCAAUGCGCCGACCUACGAGCCCGAAUCGAACGACGCGUCAACCGUAUUCCGAUCGCCAUCCGCAAAGUCACCAUGGGCGAACUGAUGGCACAACACGAGGCCGCGACGGCAGAAUCGGUCCAGCCAAACAACAACAAAUCCUCGCCGUCCAAGACACACGCCUUGAUGUCCCAAGACAGACCUCUACCGGCGCUGCCACAACAUCUACAUCAGCAACAGCAACAUACGUCCAAAGCGCCUUCGCCUGUCCGCGCACAGCUUCAAGGCGCAGCCACGCGAGGCAAGAAGCGCAAGAGCUCCGAGAUCCAGAUCGCGUCGGACAAGGAGAACGAGAACGAGACGAUGGACCGACUCCCGGUGGCGAAGAACAGCAAGCGCGUCAAAGCCGCGACAACGGUGACACGCACAGCUUCGCGGACGGGAAAGGCCACAUCUGUGCUGUCUCCCCGAUCACACAACUCGAGGACGCUGCCACGUUCACCGCUCAAGGACUCUGCGAUGGCCGCUCCAUCAUCUCCGACAAAGAGCAUGAUCGCCCGGCCCGUUUCACCACUCAAACCGGCCUCCCCUCUCAAGACGGCCGCCAGCGCGGCGACCUCGGCCAUCUCAGCAUCGGUCCAGGGCAUGUUCGAGCACGCGAAGCGCGGCACCGCGUCGAGGCUGGCCCGCACUGCCUCCAAGGAGAAACAGGCGGCCACUGCAGCAAAGGGUCAAAUGUUGCCUCCUCCGCGACCCAUCGCCACGGCCAGCCCCUCGCGUCCCUCGCCUCAGCGCACAUUCAGCCACACCAGCACCCACAGCGCCACGACAGACGUCUCCACCGCGUCGAGCAGCACCACCGUCGUCAAGCCCAAACGUGCAGGCCGCGGAGCUGCUGCGGCUGCGGCUUCCAAGACGGCCGAGAAGAAGAGUCCCGGCGCUGCCAAACGAGGCAUGGCCAGGGCUGCCAGUGCGGCCAAGACUGCGAUGAAGAGGAACAAUACCACUGCCAACAAAAAGGUCGUCGCCGAGCCCGCCGCCACGCGCAGGGUCUUGAGGAAGAGGACUUGA
Messenger RNA from Capronia coronata CBS 617.96, 1239 nucleotides. RefSeq lists its product as uncharacterized. The record is from RefSeq and is a predicted model, not a curated record. The transcript is spliced from 2 exons. Gene Ontology annotation, cellular component: spindle midzone; chromosome passenger complex; chromosome, centromeric region. NCBI's taxonomy places the organism in Eukaryota, Fungi, Ascomycota, Eurotiomycetes, Chaetothyriales, Herpotrichiellaceae. Gene Ontology annotation, biological process: mitotic sister chromatid segregation. Bases 1 to 1239 code for a protein of 412 amino acids.